This is a messenger RNA of Rhodamnia argentea, 1748 nucleotides long. RefSeq names its product protein HIGH CHLOROPHYLL FLUORESCENCE PHENOTYPE 244, chloroplastic. NCBI's taxonomy places the organism in Eukaryota, Viridiplantae, Streptophyta, Magnoliopsida, Myrtales, Myrtaceae. The record is from RefSeq and is a predicted model, not a curated record. The transcript has 8 exons. Bases 93 to 1316 code for a protein of 407 amino acids.
GUGGCAUCACUCCGAUCCAUUCUCUCCUCCUCUCUCUCUCUGUAGAGAGAGAUAAUACAGAGUGCGCGCGUGUUCGGUUCAGAAGCAUCACCAUGGCCUUGCCACUGCCAUCGCAAUUCUCCACGCCUAGCCACUCCCACCGCAGCCGCCACUGGUACCACCGGCGGACCGGGGCCGCCGCCGCCGCGCUCUCGUGGCGGCGCUCUCUCGCUUCUGGCGCCUUCGUCUCGUCGAGCUGCUCGGGUUCACCUCUCGUCAACGCCUCGCCGCCGUCCCCAGGGAGAUCCCACGCUCAGCCAUUAGUCACAUGCACUGCGCAGGCACCGGCUGCUGCGAAUCUUUCUCCAGGGACACCGGUCAGGCCGACUAGCAUUCUAGUGGUUGGUGCCACUGGGACACUGGGCAGGCAAGUUGUUAGACGGGCACUAGAUGAAGGGUAUGAUGUCAGAUGUCUUGUCAGGCCUCGACCAUCUCCAGCUGAUUUUCUUCGUGAUUGGGGCGCUACAGUUGUCAAUGCAGAUUUGAGCAAGCUGGAGACUAUACCUGCAACACUUGUGGGGAUUCAUACGGUUAUUGACUGUGCGACAGGGCGCCCUGAGGAACCAAUAAAGACGGUAGAUUGGGAAGGGAAAGUUGCUCUUAUACAAUGUGCAAAAGCAAUGGGUAUCCAGAAAUUUGUGUUCUUUUCCAUCCACAAUUGUGACAAGCAUCCAGAGGUUCCAUUGAUGGAGAUAAAAUACUGUACAGAGAAGUUUCUGAAAGAAUCAGGCCUUAAUCAUGUUAUCAUCCGCUUAUGUGGUUUCAUGCAGGGAUUGAUUGGUCAGUAUGCAGUACCUAUCUUGGAAGAAAAAUCAGUCUGGGGAACUGACGCUCCAACUAGGAUUGCUUAUAUGGAUACCCAGGAUAUAGCUCGGUUGACAUUUAUAGCUUUGCGCAAGGAAAAUGUGAAUGGCAAGCUCCUUACAUUUGCUGGACCUCGUGCAUGGACAACACAAGAGGUAAUAACAUUGUGUGAGAGACUUGCUGGGCAAGAUGCAAAUGUGACUACAGUUCCAGUGUCAGUCUUGAGGCUUACUCGCCAGCUAACUCGGUUUUUUGAGUGGACAAAUGACGUUGCUGACAGAUUAGCGUUUUCAGAGGUGCUUACAAGCGAUACUGUUUUCUCUGUUCCAAUGAACGAGACAUAUGAAAUUCUUGGGGUGGAUUCCAAGGAUAUUGUCUCCCUAGAGAAGUAUUUGCAGGAUUACUUCACAAAUAUAUUGAAGAAAUUGAAAGAUCUCAAAGCGCAAUCAAAGCAAACAGACAUUUUCUUCUGAAGGAGGAACAUCUCUGUUUAAGCGAAUUCUUUUCCAGGAGAUUAGAGUUAUUGAUUAUUCGUUAUAGCACUUGAAAGUGAACUAUGCCAUGUGUUCAGGAUCCCGGCUUCUUUCUUUCCCUAUCGCUCCUAUUACCCUUGUAAGUGGCUACAUGUUGCACAUGGUAAUUACAGAAAUAAAAAAAUUUCACCGAUUUCCUGUUUGCUCCCUUGGAAGGCAAGCUGAGAAGUGGUUGGCCCUAUGUAUUUUUCCCAUCUGUACUGUUCAGAUCUGGUGUGCUCGCUUGCUAGUCUUGUGUGGAUGCAGAGAAUGCUACUUGUCUGGAAAGCAUUAUUUUGGGUAGGCUCGGUUGUUUCUCAGGUUGUGCUAUAAUACCUUUUGAAAUAUUCACUAGUAUACUUGUCCAUGUUUCCCAUGGGUUCUGUUUUUCAA